Molecule: messenger RNA, 1059 nt
Organism: Miscanthus lutarioriparius
Lineage: Eukaryota; Viridiplantae; Streptophyta; Magnoliopsida; Poales; Poaceae
Source: the annotation of a GenBank genome assembly
AUGGCGGCGGUACUCAGGGCGCUGCCUCUGCUCGCCAUCCCCUUCCUCCCGCCGCCGGUGGCCGCUCUGGUGGCGCUCUCCUCCCUGGCCAGCCGUGUCAGCGCUCGCUUCGACGACUGCUUCAAACUGAAUCAUGCCACCUGCACGAUCUACCCCUACGACAACGGCACCAACUCCAUCGACCGCACACGACCCAACCGGGACCUCGACCUCGGAGCGGUGUGCCUGCACCCGCUCUGCCACGCUGACUCCACCGAGCGCCUCUUCUCCGUGCUCAACGGGCAGCGUCACGGGCGUGGGGACGACAUCCUCCACAUCUACUGCAUCGUGAGCACGCUCGAAGGGGACCUGUCAAUCCUACCAUGGAGGAACACCUGGCGCGUCCAUCUUCCCGUCGCCGACCCGGGCGCUGCUGCAGCUUCCGGCGCCAACAUCUGCUACAUCGAGCUCGCGCAUUUGGACUACAGGGAGGGCUACUACAUCCACUGCCCCGCCGGCGAGCAUCACCAGACGUACUGCACGGAGUUCCCCGAGGAGGCGAUCGCGGCGGCCGUCUGGGAGCACCGCAGGCUCAACUACGAACUACCGCGCCACCGCUGGCCCACGUGCUUUUCCAGUGCAGGUGGCAUGAUUCAGUUUGAAGCAGUCGUCGAAGCGAGCGCUGACACGGCUGGCCAGGGAGGAGAGCGCCACCGGCGGCGGGAGGAAGGGGAUGGCGAGCAGAGGCAGCGCCCUGAGUACCGCCGCCAUCUUGGAUGGAGCGGUGAUGCCGCUAGCGCCAGGCGUCAGCAGGCUACCGUCGACAGCGGCGGCCUCGCGCGUGUGGUCGACGAGCAGACGCUGGGGCUUGGAGUCGUGUGCGCGGUCGCAGUAGUCGUGCCCGGUGCGGUGGCGUUGUCCUCGUGCGCGAUGACGGAGGCGUCGUGGAGGCGCUGCUGCAAGACUGCGCCGGAGAAGGUGGACGCGGAGGGCGACGCUGCGAGGCGGUUGGAGGAGCGAAGUCGGAUGGUGUCUGGACGUCGGGUAUGGGAGCGAAGUGACGCCGUGACUUCUCUGUGA